AUGGCUGAAGGAAAGAUCCCAGGGCCCAGCGAACACAUUCACAACAGAUCAGCAAGGAGGCAGGAGGCUGCUGCAGGCUGCAGGAAGGGCGGAGACCAGCUUCAGUCGGGAAUAGACACGUGGCUGAGUGAAAGUGAAACUUAUUUUUCUCUUCCCGUAGGUGCCAUGGCCGCAAAACGGGGGAUACAAGAGCCUGUGAUCUGUUCCGUUUGCCUGGCUUAUUUUAACGACCCGGUGAUUCUCAAGUGUGGACACAACUUCUGCCGAGCCUGCAUCGCUCAGCACUGCCAGGAGUCCGAAACCUCCCGCCGGUAUCGCUGCCCUCAGUGCAGAGCCCCCUUCCGGGCAGGGGAGUUCCAGCCCAACCGGCAGCUGAGGAAUGUCGUGGAAAUAGCCAAAAAAUUCCCAGCGCCAAGGCGGGAGAGAGCGUGUGAAAAACAUGAGGCGCUUUUGCAACUUUUCUGCGAAGUGGAUCAAACCCCGAUCUGCCUGGUGUGCAGAGAGUCCCGCAGCCACAGAGACCACCCCGUGCUUCCUGUCGAGGAGGCGGCCCAGGAUUACCAGGAACAAAUUCAGAGACAUUUGGAGAGUUUGAAAAAAGAGAGAGACGAGAUUCUGUCGUAUAAAUCGAGUGGGGAAAAUACAAGCCAGGAAUUACUGAAACAGCUGGAAACUGAGAGGCAGAAGAUUGUGGCUGAAUUUCAGCAACUGCGCCAGUUUCUGGAGGAACAAGAGCGACUCCUGCUGGCCCCGUUGGAAGAGCUGAUUAAGGAAAUUGAAAAGGGGAGGGCUGAGUAUGUUGCCAAACUAUCUGAGGAACUCUCCUCUUUCAGUUCCCUGAUCAGUGAGAUGGAGCAGAAGUGCCAGCAGCCAGCGAGUGAAUUCCUGCAGGACAUCAAAGGCACCGUGAGCAGGUGCGAGAGGGAGAAGUUUCAGAACCCAGGGGCCUUUUCUUCUGAACUGAAAUGGAGAAUCGGGGAAUCUUCUCAAGCAAAUGUAUCUCUGGAGACCAUAGUGAAGAAAUUCAAAGACUCACUGUCGUCUAGACAGCGGUUGGACAAAGCGAAUGUGACUCUGGAUCCAGACACGGCCCAUCCCCAACUCAUCGUGUCUGCGGAUCGGAAACGUGUGAGAUACGGACACACACAGCAGGCUCUGCCCGACAACCCUGAGAGAUUUGACACUGCGCCCUGUGUGCUGGGCUGUGAGGGAUUCACCUCGGGCCGACACUACUGGGAGGUGAAGGUGGAGGUGGAGGAGAUGGGAGUCUGUGUUGUGGGGGUGGCCAGAGAGUCUGUGAGCAGGAAGGGAUGGAUCAGCCUUAGCCCUGAGCAGGGGGUCUGGGCUGUGGAGUGCUGGGAGGAUCGGUACCAGGCUCUCACGUCCCCUGGGCAGAUCAUCCCCUUGUCCCCGAGCCGGGCGCCCUGCAGGAUCCGGGUGUAUCUGGACUAUGAACAGGGGCAGGUGGCGUUUUUCGAUGCUGGUACCGGGGACCCGAUCGUCACUUUCCCGCCGGCCUCUUUCGCCGGGGAGAGAAUCCGCCCGUUCUUCCGGGUUAGGGCUCGUGUGCGGCUCCUCUAGCCCCCACCCCCCGAUCUCUAUGACCCUGGUGGACUCGGCUGAAGGGGGGUGACGCUCUACCCGCAGCUCUAUGGCUGUGGAGGUCUGUGUGUGGUGCUCUAGGAUCGGACUCUAUGCUCCUGGGAGGCCAACUCUGUGUGCAGUGGGGGUGGGGGGUCCCACCAAGGAAGGAGGGAGCCCCCUGUGGGAAGGACCCUGCCAAGGGCCAGAAGAGACGCCUCAACUGGGGGAGGGGCUGGCUGA
Messenger RNA from Mauremys reevesii (Reeves's turtle), 1824 nucleotides. Its product is annotated as tripartite motif-containing protein 15-like. The transcript is spliced from 8 exons. Lineage: Eukaryota; Metazoa; Chordata; Testudines; Geoemydidae. Gene Ontology annotation, molecular function: zinc ion binding; protein binding. The record is from RefSeq and is a predicted model, not a curated record. The coding region runs from base 1 to 1581 and encodes 526 amino acids.